Drosophila arizonae is the source of this 594-nucleotide messenger RNA. It is a transcript of the gene PrBP, whose product is annotated as Prenyl-binding protein. Gene Ontology annotation, cellular component: cytoplasm. Gene Ontology annotation, biological process: sensory perception of light stimulus. The record is from RefSeq and is a predicted model, not a curated record. NCBI's taxonomy places the organism in Eukaryota, Metazoa, Arthropoda, Insecta, Diptera, Drosophilidae.
UAUUUCCAAAAAUAUAAUCUGGUCUGCAAAAAGCAAAUUUAACGGACAAAAACAAUAACCUACUGGUUGUGAUACAUAUAGUGGCUUUAAUAUGGGAUCCGAUGACCUCAGCGCAGGCGACAAAAUCCAAAAGGGAUUUCAGAUCAACUACAUGAUACUGCGCGAUGCGGACACCGGCAAAGUUAUCUGGCAGGAGAAUAAAGACUUUUCGGCACCGGACGUGGAGCACGAGGCGCGGGUGCCAGUCAAAAUUCUGGACAUGCGCGCCGUAUCGCGUGAGAUCAACUUCAGCACGAUAGAGUCAAUGCAAAACUUUCGGCUCGACCAGAAGGUGCUCUUCAAGGGUCGCAUCAUGGAGGAGUGGUUCUUCGAGAUGGGCUUCGUGGGCGCCAACACCACCAACACAUGGCAGAGCACCAUUGAAGCAGCUCCCGAGUCCCAAAUGAUGCCCGCUAAAGUCUUAAAUGGCAAUGUGACAAUUCAAACCAGUUUCUAUGACAACGAAACACUCAUCACAAAAUCGGUUGUGCGCUUAUAUUACAUAUAAAUAAGUGUACUGUGUGUGGGCGAUACACCAUCGCACACACACACACA